Leptopilina boulardi is the source of this 4098-nucleotide messenger RNA. Its product is annotated as probable multidrug resistance-associated protein lethal(2)03659. Gene Ontology annotation, biological process: transmembrane transport. The transcript has 11 exons. Gene Ontology annotation, cellular component: membrane. The record is from RefSeq and is a predicted model, not a curated record. NCBI's taxonomy places the organism in Eukaryota, Metazoa, Arthropoda, Insecta, Hymenoptera, Figitidae. Bases 174 to 4028 code for a protein of 1284 amino acids. Gene Ontology annotation, molecular function: ATP hydrolysis activity; ATP binding; ABC-type transporter activity.
AUUAUCUAAAUUUUCUGUUACGUAAUUUUAUUGACGUAUUUUUAUUACAACUGGUUGUGAAAUUUAAUAAUAAAUUAAGGAACAAAAGAUAAAUAAAUAUAUUAUGUUUUCCGUUAACAUUAUCAUUGGUUAAUAAUAAAACUUCAAGUCAUGGUUGAAAAAAAUUUUUAAUCAUGGAAAGAAAUGAAAAAAAAGAAGUGAAAAAUCCAAGGGAAAAUGCAAAUAUUUUCUCAGUUCUCACAUUUGCGUGGGUUUUUAGAAUUUUUUUCCUUGGUACUAAAAAAGAUUUGGAGGUAACGGAUCUUUAUUCGCCAUUAAAGGAGCACACCAGUAAACAUUUAGGCGAAAAUUUAGUGAAAUUUUGGAAAGAUGAACAAAGACGAAGUCACCAGAAAGGAUUAUCAAAAGCAAAUUUAUGUCGUGCACUUGCUCGUUGUUUUUGGAAAAGAUUUUUAUUUAUUGGAUUCUUUCAAGCAUUCACUGAACUUGUCGUACGAAUAUAUCAACCAAUUUGUCUGGCAAAAUUAUUGGAAACUUUUAAUUCAGGUGAAGUGUUAAUGAACAAUAAUAGUUAUUAUUGGUCGGCAAUUCUUGUUUGUUGUUUACUUUUACAUUGUAUUAUUCAUAAUCUUUGUAUUUAUGCAUUAACUCAUUUGGGAUUAAAAAUGAGAAUAGCUUGUGGAAGUUUGAUUUAUAGGAAAAUUUUAAAAAUGUCAAAAACAUCCUUCAAUGAAGGCUCAACUGCCGGUCAGAUUGUAAAUAUUGUGAGCAAUGACAUUAAUAAUUUGGACUUGUCAUUUGUUUAUUUACAUUAUUUUUGGAUUUCACCACUUCAAGCAAUAAUUAUCGUUUACAUUAUGUACACUGAAUUGAAAAUGUCAGCAGUUUAUGGAAUUUUUGUACUUUUUCUCAACAUAGUAAUGCUAAUAUCGGUUGGAACGUGUGUUCCAAAAAUAACAAUAAAUGCCUCUCUCAAAACUGAUGAAAGAUUACGGCUAAUGAGUGAAAUAAUUAGCGGAGUACAAGUCAUUAAAAUGUACGCGUGGGAAAAGCCAUUUUCAUAUCUAAUUCAACAAGCCAGAAAAAAUGAAAUAAAAGCAAUUAAAAAGAGUUUAUUUAUUGACGCUAUACAAUUGACGUACGAUAGCUAUAUUCCUCGUCUUUGCCUUUUUGUAACAAUUGUCAGUUACGCCCUUUCAGGAAAUUCAUUAUCUGCACAAUUGGUUUUUGCAAUAACUGGCUAUUACAAUAUUAUGAGAUACACAGUUAAUUUAUUAUUACAAUGUGGAGUACAAUAUUGUGGCAAAGCAGUGUCGACAAUAAAAAGAAUUGAAGAAUUCUUAAACACAGCGGAAAAUCAACAAAUGAAGAUGAUUACAUUAAAUACUGAUGAUAGCAUUUCUAAAAUCGUGAAACCGGAAAAAUUUAUUGAAUUAAAAAAUGCAUCAGUAAAAUGGUCUUCAAAUUCAAAAUGUAAUACUUUGAAUAAUAUUAAUUUUGAAGCUAUCAAUGAUUCAAUAACGGCAAUAAUUGGACCCGUUGGUUCAGGGAAAACAACACUUUUUCAUGCAAUACUACGUGAAUUACCACUCACUUCCGGUAGUUUACGGGUGUCAGGAAAAAUAGCCUACGUCAGUCAGGAGGCAUGGAUUUUUGCCUCAAGCAUUCGACAAAAUAUUCUCUUUGGUCGUCCAAUGGAAAAAAAACGCUACGAAACUGUCAUUAAUAUUUGCCAAUUGGAUCAUGAUCUCGCAAUGUUUCCUGAUAAGGAUCAAACGCUGAUUGGUGAAAAAGGAAUAACAUUGAGCGGAGGACAACGAGCAAGAAUCAGUCUGGCUCGAGCUGUCUAUUCAGAAGCUGAUAUUUACCUUCUUGAUGAUCCACUAUCAGCCGUUGACACACGAGUUGGGAGAAUGAUUUUUCAACAAUGCAUCACCGAUUAUCUUCGUGGUACAACAAGAAUUUUAGUAACCCAUCACUUUCAAUAUUUGAAGAACGUCGCUAAAAUUUAUGUCCUCAAUAACGGAUCCAUUGAAACUAGUGGAACAUUCCAAGAGCUACAAACCUCCAAUUUAGAUAUGAUAAAAACAAUCCACGAGCUAGAUGAUUCAAAAUCUGAUGAAAUGGAUAGCAAUGAUAUAUUGGCAACACAUUCAUCGGAAGAUAAAAUGAAAGAUGAGGAAACUGAAGAGGAAGCUGAGCAUCGAAGUUUUGGUAGAAUUUCCAGCAAGGUUUACUUUAAAUAUUUUAAAUCCGUUGGUAGUUGGAGUUUUGUGACAAUAAUGUUUCUCAUUACUAUUUUAAAUCAAUUGAUAGCAACUGGUGGCGAUUAUUUUGUUGCCUAUUGGGUGAAUAAUGAGGGGAAUUUAAAUAAGUCGGUGAUUUUGAAAGAGACGAGGAGUGGAUUUAAUAGAAAUUGGUAUAUUGAGAUUUAUGGAAUAUUAACUCUAUUGGCUGUUGUUAUUAUUUAUGUGGAUGUAUUUACAUUUUAUGAAAUGUGCAUGAGAGCAUCGAGGAGGCUUCAUGGAUUUUUGUUCUCGAGUAUAAUUCGUGCAACGAUGUCAUUUUUUUAUAAUAAUCCGUCUGGAAGGAUUAUUAAUAGAUUCUCCAAAGAUAUGGGCACAGUUGACAGAUUUCUCCCCAACAGUUUGAUGGAAGUAAUAAAAGUCUGUCUAAUGGUAACAUCAGUUAUCAUUAUUUGUAUCAUCAAUAAUCCCUGGCUAUUGCUACCAAUUGUAAUAGUUGGCUGGAUAUUUUACAUUCUAAAAACAAAUUAUCUAAAAACAACACGUGAUUUAAAACGUCUUGAAGGAAUAACAUCAUCACCAGUCUUCAAUCAUCUAAUUGCAACACUUCAAGGAAUCACAAUUAUUCGUACCUUUAAUGCUGAAAUAAUUCUUACAAAAGAAUUUGACAAUCAUCAAGAUCUUCAUUCAUCAGCAGUCUAUCUAUUAUUAUCAUGUGGCUAUUGUUUUAUCUAUUAUUUGGAAUUUUUAUCAGCUGUUUAUGUUGCAAUUGUUGUUUUUUCAUUUCUUAUCAUUGAUUUUGGACAAACAACAGCAAGUAUUGGUCUUGUUAUUUCACAAUGUAUUUUUCUGUCAAAUAUGUUGCAUUGGGGUAUCAUUGAAAUGGCAAAUUUGGAAAAUCAAAUGACAUCAGUUGAACGUAUAGUGGAGUAUACAAAUGUUGAGGAGGAGAAAUAUUUGGAAAGUGAUUCGGAUAAUAAAAUACCCGAACAAUGGCCACAAGAGGGUCGUAUUGAAUUUUCAAAUGUUUCAUUGCGUUACAAUCCAAUAAAGGAGGCGGUGUUGAAAAAUUUAAAUUUUACAAUUCAACCAAGGGAAAAAGUGGGAAUUGUUGGUAGAACCGGUGCGGGAAAAACUUCAUUAAUUACGUCACUAUUUCGAUUGGCACACUUGGAGGGUGAAAUUUAUAUUGAUGGGAUACCAACAAGUAAAAUGUCACUCUAUGAUUUACGAUCGAAACUCAGUAUUAUACCACAGGAACCUUUACUUUUUGCUGGAAGUCUACGAAUAAAUUUAGAUCCAUUUGAUGAAUUUGCCGAUGAAGAUCUUUGGAGUGCAUUAAAUGAUGUGGAACUUAAGGAUAUGGUUAUUAAAAUGGAAGCCGGUUUGGAGGCAAGUGUUUCUGAUGGUGGUUCUAAUUUUAGUGUUGGUCAAAGACAAUUACUUUGUUUGGCAAGGGCCAUUGUGAGAAAUAGUCGAAUUUUGGUAUUAGACGAGGCAACGGCUAAUGUUGAUCCAAAAACUGAUGAUUUAAUACAAAGGACAAUUAGAAAACGUUUUAAGGAUUGUACUGUUCUUAUUAUUGCUCAUCGAUUGAAUACUGUUAUGGAUUCGGAUAAAAUAAUUGUCAUGGAUUCUGGAUUUCUUGUGGCAAUGGAUCAUCCUUAUAAAUUAUUGGAAAGAGGAGAAGGUCUCUUUUAUGAAAUGGUUCAACAAACUGGUCCAGAAAUGGCUAAAGUUCUUACGGAAAUGGCAAAAAAUUCUAGUUCAAAUCAUAUUUAAAUUAUUAAUAUAAAAAAUUAAUAAAAAUUAUUAAUUAUUUAAUAGAACAAUAAAUAAAUGUAAUAAUAAU